This is a messenger RNA of Dryobates pubescens (Downy woodpecker), 1483 nucleotides long. It is a transcript of the gene C35H1orf116, whose product is annotated as chromosome 35 C1orf116 homolog. The record is from RefSeq and is a predicted model, not a curated record. Lineage: Eukaryota; Metazoa; Chordata; Aves; Piciformes; Picidae. The transcript is spliced from 3 exons. The coding region runs from base 38 to 1483 and encodes 481 amino acids.
CCAUCCCCCCACGCUGGACCCCGUGGCAAGCUGUGAUAUGCCCAAGAAGGAGCUGGGGAUGGCUGGCUGCAACUCUGGCAGCUGUGACAGCAUGGUCAGCACAGCUUCCAACCACUCACAGCGUAGUGACAACAGCUAUGACUACUUAUCAGUGGAAGAGAAGGAGUGCUUGAUGUUCCUAGAGGAAACCAUUGGCUCACUGGAUGCAGAAGCAGACAGUGGGGUCUCCACUGAUGAGACUGACUACGUGGAGCCCUCCAAGCUGCCUGGGAUGUGGCGCAGGAGAGACUCCAGCGGCCAGGAUUUGGAAAAUGGGGCUGCUCUCCCACAUGGAGGUCACCAACAUGCAGCUGAAGAGAGGAGCAGUAAGAACAUCUCUACCUUCUCCAGCUCAGCUCCAGCAGCAGUGGCAAGCCCAGGUUAUCACAGCCUUCCGAGGGGCAUCACUGUGGCAAAUGGAGCUCCUGCCAGCCAAGUGGAGGAGCCAGUGCCAGGAGACAAACCUGCCCAGGUGGCCAAGGAGGACAGGCUUGACCCAGCCAACACAAGCAGCCAGAUGAAGGGAACCUCGAUUACCCAACCUCCGGGGAGCCCCCAGUGGUCACGCACCGGCGGCUCAGGCGCCAAGGGGGAAACGGCCAAGGAGAGCAAGGCUUGGCCUGCGUGGGGCCAGGGGGAGAGAGCCAGGUUGGAGGAAGCCCCUCAGGACCACGACGCCAAGCGUGGGCCUCCCACUGCCCCCAAACCACGAAAGCUGCCCCCAAACAUCAUCCUGAAAACCAGCAAGAGCAGCUCGGCGCCGCUUGCUGCGGAGGCCAGCCAGAGGGCCAAGGCAGCUCCUCCAUCCCUGGCCAGCUCCCAGCCCAGUGACAGCGCUGCUGAAAAGCUGAGUCUGGGGCACCUGGACCCCAAGGACAGGGAGAAAGCUCAUCGGGAGGCUCUGGAGAAGCUCGGACUGGCCCAGGACAGGAGGGAGCCCAGCACCCACCUUCCGCCUGGCAACCACCCCCAACCCACCACCCCCCCCCAGGCAAGGCAGGUGCCCUCCCCCAGCCCCGGGGGGCCCGAGGCCGGCUGCGGGGCGGCAGAGCGCUCGGCGCCGGGCGCCCGGCAGAUGGCCUUCAAGUCCAACACCCUGGAGCGCUCCGGCGUGGGGCUGAGCAGCUCCAUGGCCGGCAGCAAGGAGCAGAGCGUCAAAGCCAGCAGCUCCCUGGGCAAGAUGUCCUUCAUCGAGCGCCUCGCCCCCAGCUUCCUCCGGGGCGGCCGGCCCCGGCCCCUCUCCCUCGGGGCGGGGAAGGACUUUGCUGGGCUGAAGGAGUCCGGGCAGGCGGAGCAGGAGAAGAGCAGCAAGCGGCGCUCCCACCCUCUGCAGAGCUUCCCCAGGCCCCCUCGCUCCUCUGUCAGCGUGAAGAUCUCCCCCAAGGGCAGCACGGAGGAGAACCGGCGAGAGGCGCUGAAGAAGCUGGGGCUGCUGAAGGAGUAG